This is a messenger RNA of Corvus hawaiiensis (hawaiian crow), 1900 nucleotides long. It is a transcript of the gene C18H12orf76, whose product is annotated as chromosome 18 C12orf76 homolog. The record is from RefSeq and is a predicted model, not a curated record. The transcript is spliced from 2 exons. Bases 38 to 223 code for a protein of 61 amino acids. Lineage: Eukaryota; Metazoa; Chordata; Aves; Passeriformes; Corvidae.
CCGUGGCGUGCCGGGGCUGGGGCUGUGUCGCGGCGCGAUGGGGCUGGCGGCGGCGCGGGGCUGGGCGCUGUCCCCGCUGUCCCCGGGCCCGGCGGAGCGCAGCCGGCCCUACGCGGUGCUGCAGCACCAGAACCUGGUGCUGCUGGGCAGCAUCCUCAGCGCGCUCCUGCUCACCAUCAUCCUCAUGGCCAUCUGUGUCUACCGGCCCGUCCGGCGGCGGUAGCGGAGCGGGACCCGCCGGGGCAUCGAGGGAAUGCUGCAUCCCACCUGGUUCUCCCACCUGGCAUCCACCAUCCCAGCACUGCUUCAGUCCUGCCGGUUCUCCCAUCUGGCACCCACCCUCCCGGCACUGCUCCGGACCCAUCAGGUUCUCCCAUCCGGUACCCACCGUGCCACCACUGCCCCAGACCCACCGGGUUCUCCCGUUCGGUACCCACCCUCCCAGCACGGCUCCGGUCCCGCCCGGUUCUCCCCUCCGGUCCCCGCCGUCCUUCCGCCGCUCCCGUCAGCUUCUGGGGAUGCCCUGAGGAUGCGAGCGUGGCUUUUCACCCGUCCCUGCCCGUGCUGUAUCACAUGGCUCCAUCGUGAUGUGGCUUCCAACAAAGGUCUGGCCGGGUGCUGGAAAUCACCCCCUCCCUCGGCCAACAGACUCCUGGAGCUCCUGGGGGCGUGUCCGCAGCAAACCCGUCUGGCUUGGAGCGGGGUCUGGAGCAAGGCGCUUUCCUCCCAAAUGGCAGCGUUUUGGCGAGGCUGAUCCGACACCGAUGUGCUCGAGAGCAUCCCCGGGGUGUGCAGGCACCCGAGGCCUGGCAUGUCACAAGAACAGAGCCAGUCUGGGGCCAUUGUCCGAGGAGCAGCUCCACGUGCUCAGUCACACUACGUCCACUUUUUGCUUUCUGAUUAAUUCAGUUCCUUGUUUGAACGCUGAGGCUUGGGGGUUGGAGCAGUCUGGGCUAGUGGGGGGGUGUCCCUGUCAGGGCAGGGGGUAGAACAGGAUGAGCUUUAAGGUUCAAAAGUAGUCCAAAGGCAAAAGCUCAGUGACCCAUCCAGCAGUGGGUGGGGGGUCUGGUCCGUUCUUGCAUCUGAGCAGAAACACUGAUGCACGACCUGAUCCUGGUGUAGUGUUCCUGGGCCAGGCUUUUCAUUCCCAACAUUAUUUGCUUUAACUCCUGGCUAAAACGCCCCAGAUAGCCUCACAUCAAACCAGCCCUGCUGAACCUGUUGGGAUCUGGGGUGCAGGUGAGGGAUUCCAGCAUGUGCUGGUCACUGUCCUCCUGGAAACAGGAGCCUCCAAAGGUCUGCAAACCAGGCAGAUGCUCUGGAAGUGUCUGAGCUCCAGCCAGACUCAUUUUCUGCAGUUUAGUAACAAGUGUUUACACUGAAUCCCACUUCCAUACAAAUGCUGCUGUUUUGUUUUGCACUGCUACAAGUAGUAACUGGAUUUUACUAAUUAUUACUUUGAUAUUUAACAUAGAGGUGUUUUGCUUAGUAAUUUAUUUAGAGUUUUUAAAUGUAACUUGCAGAAUGAUUGUUGUUGACCUGCUCUCUAAGCCCUUGAGCUGCAUCUGAGGUGAGUGCUGGCAUUGAACAGGGAUUUUCUUUCUGUUUAGUGAAAUGACAGAGUGAGCCUGGCCUCAAACAGAUGGAGUUAUUAAUCCAGGAGUGAGGCAGCGAGGCAGCACUGUUCUAUUGCUUUCUGCUUCUCCUUUUGCUCACUGAUUCCUGAUUUUUCUCGGUCCUUCAUCACUGUGAAGCCUGGCCUGCAGCCUGCGCUGCUCCUGGGGGUGGAUGGUGAAGCUCAGAGCCCCAGCUCUGCAUUCCCGGGAGCAGAAUUCCUGUUUGCUCUCAUUCCUCACUCCCUGCUAUGCCUCUUUGUACAAAUAAAACGCUCAGUAAACAA